AUGACUGACUCACUUUAUCUGCCUCGCAUUCUAUGCCUUCACGGAGUUGGGUCCAACGCCGACAUCUUGAGUCUUCAAACCCGCGUUCUACGUGACCAGCUAUCGUCAAAGUUUCGAUUCGUCUUCGCAAAUGGUCCAUUUUUCUGUGAGCCAGGUCCAGGCGUCCUGCCAGCCUAUGGAGGAGCUGAGCCUUUCCGGCGCUGGCUACGGUGGUCUCCCUCCCACCGGGUGCUCAAGCCGAAGUAUCACAUCGAAGCCAUACGACAGUGUCUGGAGGAUAGCAUGAUGGAAGACGAUGAGGCGGGCGCCGAUGGGCCAUGGGUAGGUCUUCUCGGCUUCAGUCAGGGGGCACGGCUCAGUGCAUCGUUGCUCUUUGAGACGCAGCGACGCCAGGCCAUACGUGCCUCAGGCGGAACCAUAACCGGCUACGAAGGAACAGACGUGACGACGAAGCUUUGGAGUCAAGACUGGCAGUUUGGGAUUUUCUUCUCUGGCCCCGCACCGCUUGUUGCUCUUUCCCCUGACCUGGGCCAUCUUCCGCUGCAAAGUCCGACCGAGCUGGAUCUGUCGUACAAGGAACUCGAUCAGCUGGAUCCCUCUGGGAAAGUGUCGAUAAAGCGACCAACACUGCAUGUUAUUGGGGUAGAGGAUGAAUGGACGGAUUCGCAGAGGAGAUUAUACGAUGCAUACUGCCCCGAAGAGUCCAAGACAUUGCUGGAAUGGCAAGGCGAUCACCGCAUACCUAUUCAGGCGUCAGAAACCAAGCAGAUAUGCGACUGGAUCUUAGCCAGGGCGGGAGGAAAAUGA
Molecule: messenger RNA, 807 nt
Organism: Plenodomus lingam JN3
Lineage: Eukaryota; Fungi; Ascomycota; Dothideomycetes; Pleosporales; Leptosphaeriaceae
Gene: TOX9
Product: putative esterase tox9
Biological process (GO): secondary metabolite biosynthetic process
Cellular component (GO): nucleus; cytoplasm
Molecular function (GO): hydrolase activity
Source: RefSeq, a predicted model, not a curated record